Papilio machaon (common yellow swallowtail) is the source of this 3671-nucleotide messenger RNA. RefSeq names its product peroxisome biogenesis factor 1 (gene Pex1). Gene Ontology annotation, biological process: protein import into peroxisome matrix. Bases 133 to 3063 code for a protein of 976 amino acids. The record is from RefSeq and is a predicted model, not a curated record. Lineage: Eukaryota; Metazoa; Arthropoda; Insecta; Lepidoptera; Papilionidae. Gene Ontology annotation, molecular function: ATP binding; ATP hydrolysis activity. Gene Ontology annotation, cellular component: peroxisome; peroxisomal membrane; cytosol. The transcript is spliced from 13 exons.
CUUUCGUGUUUGAAGUUCGAGAUUAUUUACAAUAAAAGUUAUAUUGGAAACACUUUUUACUUCAGUUCGUGUAAGCCUAAUUUGUAUUUAAAUAUAAAAUAAUACAAAACUGUGACAAGCUUUUGGUUCAAUAUGUUAGGCGGCCUAAGACUUAGAGUGUCGUAUACUUACGAGAGAUCUUGUUUUGCUUAUAUCAGUCCAAAGUACAGCACAAACAAUGAACAGUCACAAUGUGUACAAGUUCUUAUAAAAGAUAAGCAGAUAUAUUUAUGGGUGGUAUUCAGUAGUAACAUCCCUGAAGGUUACAUCGCCUGCAAUCCAAUUUAUUGCAAACUUGUAGGUUUGGAUGAAGGUAGUGAGGUUUUUGUUUCACCAUACACCAAUGUUAAGAUUCUGGAUGAGUUAUUUAUUGAUACGGAAAGCCCAGAUGAUCAAGAGAUACUAGAGCACAAUGCAGAAGUAUUACAACUGAGAAUUCUAGAUCAACUUAGACUUGUUGUAGCAAAUCAAAAGGCUAUAGUGUGGAUAUCAACAUCAAUGCCUAUUAUAUUUACACCAAAACAAACUGGUAUUAUCGUGAAUCAUAGUCGAGUUGUUGUCAAAAUAGAUGCAUUUAAUACUUUUCACAAAACUGUCACAUAUCCAUCAAUUCUACCUAAAGAUACCGAUACAAAAUUCAAUAAUUUAGGCAUUAUUAAUAGUGCACUAUUAGAGCCAUAUUUAAACGUACCAAUAAAGCUAGUUCUAAGAGCUUUACCUAUAGAUAGUGAUGGUAAAAAGAACCUUAUACAUCCCUAUACAGUAUUUGUGCAUGAAGAUUUAAUUGAUGUUAAAUAUAAAACUUUAACGGUUAUUUUAGCUACUAUGGAACAUAUACCAUCUAUUUUGAAAGAAAAUAAUGACGAGGACAGUGAUAAUAAUUGUAUAAUAGAUGGGAUUUGUGUGGAAAUAGUGCCUAUUGAUAAUGUCAUCUUUAGAAGUCUGUGUCAUGAAGUUUUCAAUAUAAAUAUACCAACAGUACUAAUACCGAAAGCUUUAAACGCUAUUAUAAAUGUAGAAAAUGGUACUAAAAUUAUAUUUAACGUAAUAGGUGAUAAAGUAGAUCAUCCAGAACAUGUAGAUAUUGUUACAUAUUCAGAUAAAAUCGAGACAGAAAUUGAUGUGAUUGAAAAAUUUAAAAAAUGUGUCGUAGAUAAUACGCAUUCAGGUAAAAAGUUUCUUAUAAAUCACAAUAUAGUGAAACAGAAUACACAAAUAAGUUCCGGUUAUAUACAAUUUAAACUUAAACCGGAUAACAUAAAGUACACAAUGCUUAAUUCGGAGUCAUUUAGACAGUGCACUGUAGCAGCGAAAUGUCUUAUCGAUUCUGAUCUUUCACUUCCAAAGCCUGUUAUUUCUAAUCUAGAAUAUGAUUACAAAAAUUACUGUAGGAGUAUAAAAUCUGUGCAAAGUCUGGUUGAGAAGAUAGUCUUACAUUUACAAUUUGAAAUACAUAGAGAAGCUAAUUUCAAAGGUGUGUCAGAGAUAAAGAGUAAUGUGCUUGUAACUGGACUAAAUGGUACAGGUAAAUCAAGUUUAUGUCACAUAGUUCAGAAAGAGUUGACAGUGUGGUCACAUAUAUUGCAUUGUCGGUCACUAAAAGGUCGUAAGGAUAUUCCGGAAGUGCUGGGUAAAGCUAUCCUGAUGUGUCAGGAGCACAGUCCUGCAGUACUUAUAUGUGAUGAUCUGGAUGCAUUAGUGCCAGCUAAUGUAGAAGGUGGCUCACCGCAAGACAUAGCAUAUUAUCAAAGACUAGCAGUAGUGAUGAAGCACUUGCUGCAGACAUGCUCUGGAGUGUGCGUGUUGAUGACGUCACUCAGCAUGAAGUCCCUACAUCCCACAUUACGUCAGUUCAACGGCAAGCCAUUGUUUACAUCACAAUUUGAUAUACCGGAGUUGGAACAGGAGGACAGAAUAGAAUUAUUCAAGCAUUUGAUAAAUGACAAAAUACGUUCGUCAUUUGAAGUGGAGGACGAUGACGUCAUCAAGAUGGCGCUGGACACCGCCGGCUGUACUGUCAGAGAUGUCACAGACUAUCUCAAUAAAAGAAUAUUCAAGGCUGUUAAGAAAAAAAGAGCUCAAUCUGAGGAUUUUAAACCGAGGUUAAUAGAAGAUAUCACAAAGGAUGAAGAUAAAGCGAAAGGGUUUGAUAUCUGGGGUCCAGUGGGAGGUAUGGAUGAGGUCAAACAAGUACUCACUGAAUGCAUAUUCUGGCCUAUGAUGUACCCCGGACUGUUCCCGUCCCAGUCGUGCGGCAUCCUGCUGUACGGACCCCCGGGCGCGGGCAAGUCUCACGUGGGCUCGUGUCUCGCUCGUCUCGCUGAUGUCACACUUCUCACUGUGAAAGGUCCCGAGCUGCUCUCUAAAUAUAUAGGACAGAGCGAGAAAGCUGUCAGGGAUGUGUUUGACAAGGCUGACAUGAAGCGACCGUGCAUCUUGUUCUUCGAUGAGUUCGACAGCCUCGCGCCCAAACGCGGACACGACUCUACGGGUGUGACAGACCGCGUGGUGAACCAGCUGCUGUCGCGUAUGGACGGGGCGGAGGGGGGAGCGCGCGGGCCCGUGCUGGCCGCCACCUCGCGACCUGACCUCAUAGACCCUGCGCUGCUGCGACCUGGACGUCUGCAGCGACAUGUCUACUGUCCGCUGCCCACACAGCCAGAUCGUCACGAGAUCCUGUUGACAUUGGCCAAGGACUUUAUCAUCCAUGAGGAAGUAGACCUGAUGUCGCUGGCAGCUCGCACUGAGGACUACUCGGCGGCGGACCUCAAGUCCUUGCUGAUCACAGCUCAGCUCACCAGGCUGGAGAAACACCUCGUAAGUGAAGACGGAGGCAGUAUGGAGACAGUGGUGCUGCAGCAUGAGGACAUAGAGUCCGCGCUGCAGGAGACCAAGCCCUCGCUGUCCAAGGAGCAGAGGCUCUUCUAUGAUACCAUUUAUCGCAGGUUUCGCGGCGAGCCGCUGUCUACUGAGCAGCGACAAGUUUCUCAGUUGAUGCACAAACAGAGAGUUACAUUAGCUUAGUUUAAAUAAUAAACUAUUGACAACACCUAGCUUUGCUCGACUUCAUUCAAGUAUAAAAACUAGCUUAUGUUACUCCUUGAUACAAUAUCUUUUUAAAGGUGUUAAGAUUUUUUAAAUUGAUUCAGUAGUUUUCGAGUUUAUUCGACAUAAUUUUUUUUUAAUGUUAUAAAGUGGUAAACGAGAAAUCGGUCACUUCUUCCUCUUCCCGUCCUUCACUUGAAUAGUGGGAAGGGAAAGGGAACUAAAUCUGUACUUUUUCUCUAUUUAAUGUUAGGAAAUCUUGUUAAUCACUGUAUUGUGAAUUUUUUAGGGUAAGUUCACAUUGUUCUAAAGAUUUGUUCUGCACAGCUUAAAGUCACCAAAGAUAUGUAUUUUUGUUAAUUCUAAGACAAGUGAUACUGGAGUUGGAUUUUUUUAAUUUGGUGUUUAUAUGUUAGAGUUGUUUAAGUGAAUUAUUAGAUAAUAAGGUGAAAGUUGUUAAUAAAUAUUAGAUGACGAGACGGUUUAUAGAUGAUUUGGUGGGGGCAUUGUCGCGCCCCCUUUAUUAGAAGACAUUGCAAUGGUUCAAUAUAAUUUUGAUGCAUUAUAAUUUUUUUAAUAUUUUUAUU